AUGAAUGUUCGACCUGGAUCAAAUUCACAGCAGGCACCAAGGAAUCAGCAGCAGAGGCUGAAACUCCCGACACAGGCUCAGGCUUAUGCAAUGAGGCAGAAGCAGCCCGAGGUGAACCAGGGAAAUUUAGCAGGCAUGGGUAAGCUUUUCAACGCACCCGUUAUGCUUCUGUUUGAUACUGGUGCUUCGCAUGCUUUUAUAUCUGCUCAUUGCGUGACUACUCUGAAACUUGAUACGAAAGAAUCUGAACAUAGGAUGGAAGUAGUUUCCCCAGUAGGAGGACGGAUAGAAAUAUCUCGUACUUGCUCGAACUUAGAAAUCACUCUGGGCGAACUUAAGGUUGUAGCGAACAAUCUCAGUGUUAUGAUUAUGUGGGACGUAGACAUAAUCCUAGGAAUGGACUGGCUGGCUAAAAACCAUGCCACCAUCUUAUGCAAAGAAAGGCAAAUUUCCUUUAAAACCCCCGGCGUACCUUGUCUACUUGAACAAAGAAGAGAAAGAAGAGAUAAAAUUAGAAGAAGUCGAAGUCGCUCGCGACUUUCCAGAUGUGUUUCCUGA
Messenger RNA from Salvia splendens (bonfire salvia), 558 nucleotides. RefSeq lists its product as uncharacterized. The coding region runs from base 1 to 558 and encodes 185 amino acids. The transcript has a single exon. The record is from RefSeq and is a predicted model, not a curated record. NCBI's taxonomy places the organism in Eukaryota, Viridiplantae, Streptophyta, Magnoliopsida, Lamiales, Lamiaceae.